UAAAUAAAAAUAACAUUAGCAAUUAAUUUUUUUGCGGUAAGUUUUUAAUUCAUGAUCUCUAAAUUUUCGAAGUGUUUUGGAUACUGCACAGCAAGCACUAAUAACACAGUUGUUUUCGAGUAAUCCGAUGAUGACGUAUUUAGGUCAAUGAAUCAAAAAUUCUCGCCCAAGAAUAACACAUUCACAAUAGUCUUAUCAUCCUCAUCAUCCGAAAAGCGGACACAAUUUUGGAAGUCAUACAAAAGUAAGUGUGGGAUGGGAGCUGAUUUGUUCAUGAAACGAAUCAGUUCUAGUUAUUUGUUGAAGAGUAAUGAGGAAGAAGUUGGGGAAUCUAUUCGACUCGACACUCGAGUGUCGAGAUGUCGUGUUAACCGCCUAGUGCAGCAAUAAAAGUGUUUGUGUAAUGCACUGCCCCGUGUAAUGCUAGAAAGACUUAUUAGACUAUUAAAAACGGUCCUUAAAUAACAAAUACGAAUCGUGACUAAGUGUGUGUGUUGCGCAUUUUGGUAAUUAUAAAAAUCCCAGAGUCUCAGCUUUUUGUUUUGGCUAGACUAAACCGAAGUAAUUUGUGUUAACAGACUAUUGUAUUGGUAAAUACAGUGUUGCAAACGGGAUCGUUUUUCAUUUAAUGGGUCAAUUAAACGUCUUGCGAAAUCCCUCGAUAAACUUCAUUUUAACUAAUUUGACUGGGCCGCCAAAGAAUCGAUCUAUCUUAGAAUCGAUACCUACACAGCUGAUUUAUUUGUUGACGUUUGAAGACGUUUUCACGUGUUGCACAACUUGGCACAAAGAAACACAAACAUCAGUAUUUAUUAAUAACUUGACUUGAUCCUCAUCGAUUGAAUAAUUUGAUGUAAGUGAACUCAGAUAAUGGAGGUGACUGCUUUGACUCUCAAUUGCUGGGGCAUUGCCGGUGUUUCGAAAGAUCGAAGAACUCGUAUAGAUGCCAUUGGAAGUCAUCUGCAAUUAGGCCACUAUGAUUUUGUUUUCCUGCAAGAGGUUUGGGUUGAAGAUGACUUUCAAGCGAUAGUAAAACAAGUUGGCAACAUUUUCCCGUACAGCCACUACUUUCACAGUGGUGUCAUUGGUGGAGGAAUUUGCAUUCUGUCCAAAGCGAAAAUAAUCAAUGUUCUUUUUCACGCUUGGUCCUUGAAUGGAUACAUUCAUAAAAUUCAACAUGGGGAUUGGUUUGGUGGCAAAGGUGUUGGUCUAUGCACUGUUGUUUACCAUGGCCUGAAAAUCAAUCUUUAUGUCACCCACCUCCAUGCAGAAUACAAUCCGGCAAGUGACGAAUACUGUGCCCAUCGCGUAGUGCAAGCAUUUGAAACCUCACAGUUCAUCCGUUAUACCCGGAACAAAGCUGACUUCUGCAUCCUCGGUGGCGAUUUAAACACCGAACCGGAAAAUUUGGCAUACAGGCUCAUAUGCGAUCAUACUUCGUUGAAAGAUUUGUAUCUCUCGACCGGAAAACCGGAAAUCGAAGGUAUGACCAGCGAAACACCAGCCAAUUCAUACACAGCAUCGGAAAGCUUACGGGCCUGUCCAAAUGGCAAACGCAUCGAUUUCGUCAUGUGCAGCUCGAGGAAAGGCCUUCAGAUCGAGACAAUCGACGUCAACAUUCCACUGCCACCCCGCAUUCCCAACUAUCCUUUCAGUUAUUCCGAUCACGAAGCAGUUUGUGCUAAAUUUCGAAUCCUAGAAACCCAGUCCGUUUCCACCAACCAGAAAUGGAGCAAAGACACGUCCAUCUCGUCGUUAAAGGAAGCCUUACAGGUGUGUGACGCUGCGCUGAGGAAUAUUGCCAACGACAGACGCAACUAUUGGCUGGCUUUCGGUAUAUUCGUCGUCCUUUUGGCCGCAUUGCCGUUCACGUAUGACGGCUCACGCAUUGUCCACUACACCUUGACGGUCACCCACUUGCUGCUCACUCUAGUCGCUGUUUUUUGCCUAAUUAUGGCCACCGUAUGGAACCGGAUCGAGCGACACGGCAUAUUAGCUGGUAAACUUGCCAUAGUCACUCGAAUCCAAGCCCUCGAAGAUUCCUAAAAUUCCCGUAAUGUAUUUCAGUAUUAAAGUUACAAAAUAAUGUUUAUUACAAUUACGAAAAUUCGACGGUUAUAUUCCAAAACCCAAAACACCCAUUUUAAAUACAAGUUAUUCCUCCCGCUA
Daphnia pulicaria is the source of this 2169-nucleotide messenger RNA. RefSeq names its product putative neutral sphingomyelinase. The record is from RefSeq and is a predicted model, not a curated record. The transcript has 5 exons. Gene Ontology annotation, cellular component: cytoplasm. Bases 871 to 2046 code for a protein of 391 amino acids. Lineage: Eukaryota; Metazoa; Arthropoda; Branchiopoda; Diplostraca; Daphniidae. Gene Ontology annotation, molecular function: sphingomyelin phosphodiesterase activity.